Molecule: messenger RNA, 3188 nt
Organism: Hermetia illucens (black soldier fly)
Lineage: Eukaryota; Metazoa; Arthropoda; Insecta; Diptera; Stratiomyidae
Gene: DCP2
Product: beclin-1-like protein A
Exons: 3
Coding region: 395-2698 (767 amino acids)
Biological process (GO): nuclear-transcribed mRNA catabolic process, nonsense-mediated decay; deadenylation-dependent decapping of nuclear-transcribed mRNA
Cellular component (GO): cytoplasm; P-body
Molecular function (GO): manganese ion binding; RNA binding; 5'-(N(7)-methylguanosine 5'-triphospho)-[mRNA] hydrolase activity
Source: RefSeq, a predicted model, not a curated record
UUUAAUUGUAAUAUAAUAAUCGACUUCAUUGAACUGAGGUCCUAGUGCAUAGAUCUGUUUAGUAAAAGGAAUCAGGUCAAAGACAUAAACGACGCGUGAAAAUGCUGUACGACUAUAGCUUUCAUCUGUCAGAAUUGGUUAUGUACAAAUGUCAAAUUAGGAAAACACUGUGCGCAUAGGCUUUGUGGGGUUUCGCUGGGAUUCGAUGCUUUGUAAAGUAUAUUACAGAAUUUAGCAGGGUCACAGUGCCCUGACAUUUCAAUAAGAAUGAAAAUUUAGUUCAGGUGACGUUACUAGUGAAAACUCAUUCGAAAUAUAUAAAACACAGUGGCCAAUUUGCCCAACCAGUGAUCCCCAAGUAUUUUUCGUGAUUGCUAACGUUUCCCCCAAACAAAUGAGUAUGGUGAACAAGAAGACAAAACCAAUCCCAAUAAAAAACAAACCAACAUCGCUGACAACAACAAAGUCUUCAUCUACUUCGUCUCCAUUCUCAUCUCCGCCAUCCUCGUCCAAUGCGUCACCCGAGCAAACAUCAUCCUCGUCGAAUGUCUCGCCAGCUACAACAAUACAAACACUCGUAUUAGGUCCAAGCAAUGCAAACGAUACUCUGUCCGCAGUGACAUCCUCGAGUAUUGUAGCUACUUCAACGAACGCGUAUUCAGUGACUACUUCAAAGUCAGUCGGAAACUUCCCAGAUGAAACAUCAAGUCGAGCAAAUGGUGCUACGUGUCUGCCAUCGAGCGCCCCACAAUCGGCUCGCAGCUCCGGCGGAAACGGAGUUGUGUUCAAAUUGGAACCGUUCAAUGGUGCACCAGCUAACUCCAAUCAGCACUACAUUUCCUCCGAUAUCUUGGACGAUUUGGCGAGUCGCUUCAUAAUUAACGUGCCGGAUGACGAACGCAACAAUUUGAUACGAAUAUGUUUUCAAAUCGAACUGGCACAUUGGUUCUAUCUUGACUUUUUCUGCGCAAACGAUGAGAAAAAGUGUGGCAUGAAGCAGUUUGCCACGUCCUUGUUCCAGCACAUUCCCUUCCUUAAAGUUCAUCUGGCAACUAUUGAUAAAAUACUGGAAAGUUGGAAACAGUAUAAACUGACCGUGCCGACUUAUGGAGCGAUCCUCCUGUCGGAGGAUUUGACUCAUGUCCUGCUUGUGCAGUCGUACUGGGCGAAAAGCUCGUGGGGCUUCCCGAAGGGAAAGGUCAACGAGAAUGAGGAUCCAAUUCACUGUGCAACACGCGAAGUUUUUGAGGAGACUGGGUACGAUAUAACACAUCUUAUCAUUCAGUCUGACUACAUUGAAUCAAUAAUCAAUGAUCAGUACACGCGCCUAUACCUUGUACGGAACGUCCCCUUUAAAACACAGUUCAUGCCGCGUACACGCAAAGAGAUCAAAUGUUGCGAAUGGUUCUCCAUCGACAUGCUGCCGACGAACAAAAACGAUGCAAACACGAAACAAAAUCUUGGCAUAAAUCCUAAUUCUUUCUUCAUGAUAAUGCCCUUUAUAAAACGUCUUAAGAAAUGGGUGAAUGAUAAACGGACAGGCAACGGAAAUGGCGAUGGGAAUGGUACAGGAACGCAACAUCACAACAAUAAGCUUAAAUUUAACGGACAGUUAUCUAACAGCAUUUAUAACUUUAAUAAUGCAUUAAUGACAAACAAAAAAACAGACACAAAACUUCCUUUCAAAUCAACGCCCACCGGACAAUCUGCGUCAGUUAAUCAGAAUUCUAAUGGGUCAUCCCACAUUUAUCAGGUGACUAUGAAUCAAAAUUGUAUUACCAACAAUAACAAAUUGUCAGGUAACAAGCGACAGCGACACAAAUCAAUGGGAGACAUUGAUGGCAUGAUGAAAUCCAAUAAUACACAGGUUUUAAACGGUUUCUAUAAUAAUCUACGAUUUGACUUCAAUAAUGCAGGAAAGCAAUAUCCUGUAUCGAACAUAUUCAACGACCUAACAUCAGCGAAUUUGGUAUUUGGUAACAAUUGCGAGUCGAAUGAGCAACAGCGCGAGAAACAUUCAAAACAAAGUGUUAGACGACAGAAGUCAACAGGCGGUAACUUUAAUAAGGUCAGUGAAUUGUCGGGUAAUUCAGUGUUUAUUGAAUCCACCUCACUGACAACGACGACAAUUUCCUCUGUGGGAGGGACAUCCAGUAAUGGAAACAACAAUGACUCAAAGCCCUCCUCAGUGUCUACAAUAACCCUCAAAUCCUAUCAUGAUGGUUUCGUGAAGGAGAGUAAUAUAGAUAUGGGCGUCCAACUACAACAGCCGAAGUCGCCAAAGUGCAACAAUGUCAUCAAUGGCAUCUAUUACACAUUCAGCAACAAAAACAGCGGAAAUCAUAACCUGAGUUUAAAAGAAACUGCAGCAAACAAUGGGGAACCAGGUAGUGACAACAAUUCGGUGCAUCAGAAGCAACAAAACAAACAACUUCGGACGAACAACGUCAAAAAGGAGACAGUGAUCCCAUCAACAUCAAUAUCAGCAACAACUUCGACGACUACACCAAAGAUCAUAAGGACACGAACGCGGAAAUCAAACUUGACUAGUAUGACAGGGGCAUCGAGAGCUGCUUUAAAUUCAUCGUCAUCACCGCCAGUCACAAAAUCCUCGGGCGUUUUGAAACCAAGUCCCAAUUUCAAUGCAUGGAAGGAUUUCUCAUUCACGAAAAAUUGCAUAGCAAAUGUUUUCUGCUAAAAUGUUGGGUAGACUUCAACAAGAAUGCACUGGUAAGCGAGGACAUCGUAACCAAAAGAGGUUCCGAACAAAUCACAGCAUUUUCAUAGCAUUCUUAAUUUAUUCGGUGAAUUUCGUUAUGAAGGAGUGGCGUAAAAACGAAAUUUACAGCUCUUUUAAUUAAGACUUUGCUUCCGAGGCCUUUUUUGGCUUUUUUUCGCUCUUAUAGAUUAUUGUAUUGGCUUAUUAGCUUUCAUCAUGUUUUUAGUCUAGUUUUUUAGAAAGUAAGAAGAAAAAAGUUGCAGUUCUAUAAGUGAUUUAAAUGAAAUCUUCGAUUCCGAUCACUGAAUCUAUCUAUCAUGGUUUUUUUUGGGCAUUUUGCCGGAAUUUUAGUUUUAUCGACAUAUUUUGUUUUUCUUCUAAGAAAACGAUCAAUAGUUUACAAGUAGUGAGAUAAGAAGAAAAUGUCUUAAUUAUAAGAUAAAAGAUCAUUGAUUUUUUUUGCACAAUA